This is a messenger RNA of Zea mays, 2189 nucleotides long. RefSeq names its product protein NRT1/ PTR FAMILY 4.3. The record is from RefSeq and is a predicted model, not a curated record. NCBI's taxonomy places the organism in Eukaryota, Viridiplantae, Streptophyta, Magnoliopsida, Poales, Poaceae. Gene Ontology annotation, biological process: transmembrane transport. Gene Ontology annotation, molecular function: transmembrane transporter activity. Gene Ontology annotation, cellular component: membrane. The transcript has 8 exons. Bases 484 to 2004 code for a protein of 506 amino acids.
GAGUGCUUGUGGUUGUCCAAAUUUCAGUCAGCAGGAAGCAGCUAUGCACUGGAAGUAAUCAAGAGGAAAACUUCAGCAGUGUCAUGUCAAUUAGAGGCUCUGUAGAAUGGAGAAGAAAACCCAUCUACAGAAAUUUGUGUGUUGGAGUUGGAGCAACAUGGUCUAUACUACAAAUCUUGUUGGAAAAAGAUUUGGUCUAGUUUAUUUUCUGUGGGCAGAGGACUUCAGUAGCCAACAAAGAAACGCUCUUGAUUUCAGGACUUCCGUGCUCAGGAAUGCAAUGGGCAAACAAUAAUCAAGAGGGAGAAGAAAAUUUUCAGUACCAUGGCGAGUGGAGGUUUUGUGGACUGGAGAGGAAACCUCGUCAACAGACAGGUGCAUGGAGGGGUUAAAGCAGCAUGGUUUCUGCACUUCCUGACAUUUGUAACAAACAUGGUGAAUGUCCCAAUUUUGCUGAAUCUGGUCACCUACCUCUGAGGGACAAUGCAUAUGGGAGUGUCGGACUCUGCAACUACAGUCACUAAUUUUGUUGGUGCUACAUCCGGAUUUACUUUGAUAGGAGCUUUCCUCUCGGACUCUUACAUCACUCGUUCCAGAACUAUACUUCUCUUUGGUCCAUUGGAGUUUCUGGGCUACGGAUUGCUUGCAUUGCAAGCGUACGUUCCAUCGCUCCAUCCACCAAUUUGCAACAUUGAAGCCGAACCAAGUAACUGCAAAGAGGCCCAUGGUUGGAACGCUACACUGUUUUACGCAGCCCUGUAUAUCUGUGCGUUUGGUGAAGGUUGCAUCCGUGCUUGCUUGCCGUCUCUCGGAGCAGACCAGUUUGACCAUGAAGAUCCCUCUGAGUCCCACCAACAGUCCAGCUUCUUCAACUGGUUCACCUUUGGGAUCUCCUUUGGAGGUUUUGUGGGGCUGAUUUUCAUCGUGUGGCUUGAGAACUACAAGGGGUGGGACAUUGGACUCGGACUGUCUGCUAUCCUAAUUCUGCUUGGGUUGCUUGUGUUUGCGGCUGGCCUCCCUUUUUACCGCAACCAAGUACCUGAAGGAAGCCCUCUAACUCGAAUCCUGCAGGUUCUUGUGGUUGCAUUCAGAAACAGGAGGUUUGGGCUGCCUGAGGAGCUGGAAGAAGCACAUGAAAGCAGUGCUGAGCGAGGCUCUACUAAAGUACUUUCCCAAACAAAUAGCCUCAAAUUCCUCGAUAAGGCUUGCAUUAACCAUGGCAAAGAAGGAGCCUGGUCACUUUGCAGUGUGACAAAGGUGGAGGAGACGAAGGCUGUGCUCCGUAUGCUUCCUGUGUUUGUCAGCUCCAUGAUCGGAUAUAUAUCAAACCCUGUCAUCUUCACAUUCACUGUGCAGCAAGGUGGCAUGACAAACACAAGGCUGGGCAAGAUCCAUGUUUCCCCCGCGACACUCUUCGUCAUCCCCAUCACCUUCCAAAUGGCAAUGCUUGCCAUCUAUGACCGGUUCAUUGUGCCGUUCUUGCGCAGGCGCACAGGCUAUGCCAGUGGCAUCACUCACUUGCAGCGCAUCGGCAUGGGUUUCGCCUCCAUGAUACUUGCGUCGGUCAUCGCAGCAGUAGUUGAGAGAAAGAGAAAAGAAGCCGCAGUGCAGAUGUCCCUGUUCUGGCUUGCGCCUCAGUUCUUCCUGCUGGGCGUGUCGGACGUGACCUCGUUUCCUGGGCUCCUCGAGUUCUUCAACAGCGAGGCGCCACGGGGCAUGAAGUCCAUUGCCACAGCCUUGUUCUGGUGUGAGAUAGGGCUUGCUUCAUUGCUGGCCACCUUCCUGGUGCAAGCAGUGAACAGCGUCACGAGGCAUGGGCACCAAGGAGGGUGGCUCGAGGGUUCCAGCUUGGACAGCAGCCAUCUUGACCUCUUCUACUGGGUUGUCACUGUUGUCGGUUUGAUUGGUUUCCUUAACUACUUGUACUGGGCAAAAAAGUACGUCUACCGCCAGGAUACACGCAUCGUCGAUGAGCCAUCAUCAGUCGAUCAAGAUUCACAUUGAACCUCGACAAUCGAACCGUUCUUUACUUGAGAAAUUAAAGGUGAAACUGGUUCUGGUUCACAGUGCCACUUAUUAUAGUCAACCUGCAAAGCAUGUACACUGAUGUCUGAUAAUUGUAUUUGGAUUGUUAGUUUAAUUUCAUCCAUGAUAUGGUCACAAUUGCGAUACUGCAUUCGAAUGAUUAA